CCUUUGUUUUUACUUUCUUCCUCGUCGUCGAGACAGAGAGAGAGCAAAAGAUAGAUUUGGUUGUGUGUUUUUGACGAAAGAAGCUUCUUCGCUCUUCUCCUCUCGUCCUUUUAGAACUUUUCGUCGUCUUUCGAUCGUCAACGCGUUUCAUCUCAUCUGCGAUUUCUCGAAGCUUCAGAUCAACGAUCAUGGCCACCUCUGGAAACAAGAACAUCAACGCCAAAUUGGUAUUGCUUGGAGAUGUUGGUGCUGGAAAGUCAAGUCUUGUGCUUCGUUUUGUUAAAGAUCAGUUUGUUGAGUUCCAGGAAUCAACCAUAGGUGCAGCUUUUUUCUCUCAGACAUUGGCUGUGAAUGACGCGACUGUCAAGUUUGAGAUAUGGGAUACAGCUGGUCAGGAACGUUACCAUAGCUUGGCUCCAAUGUACUACAGGGGUGCUGCUGCUGCCAUUAUUGUCUUUGACAUUACUAAUCAAGCCUCUUUUGAGAGGGCGAAGAAAUGGGUUCAGGAACUGCAGGCACAAGGUAACCCUAAUAUGGUGAUGGCUCUUGCUGGAAACAAAGCUGAUUUAUUAGAUGCAAGGAAAGUGUCUCCAGAGGAGGCAGAGACAUAUGCUCAAGAGAACAGCCUUUUCUUCAUGGAAACCUCAGCGAAGACUGCAACUAAUGUCAAAGACAUCUUCUACGAAAUCGCAAAAAGGCUACCACGUGUACAGCCAGCAGAGAACCCAACAGGGAUGGUUCUCCCAAACGGGCCAGGAGCUCCAGCAGCAAGCGCAUCAUGUUGUGCUUAGUCGCAGUAGAUCUCUCUUCUUCUUAUCCGGACAUUGUCGCUUUGAAUUGCAUUGACAACAAAAGUGUAUAAAUCCAAUGAUAUUUCCAACUAUGGUGAAUCUUAAAAGAUAUUUGUAUUUGAACGAGGGUUUGGAUCUCAUUUGUAAUUAGAUUCCAUAACUCUCUGUGCAUGUGUUUUUACUUCUAUAUAUUUUGUGCACCAA
Messenger RNA from Raphanus sativus (radish), 995 nucleotides. Its product is annotated as ras-related protein RABF2a. The record is from RefSeq and is a predicted model, not a curated record. The transcript has 7 exons. Gene Ontology annotation, molecular function: GTP binding; GTPase activity. NCBI's taxonomy places the organism in Eukaryota, Viridiplantae, Streptophyta, Magnoliopsida, Brassicales, Brassicaceae. The coding region runs from base 189 to 791 and encodes 200 amino acids.